Molecule: messenger RNA, 755 nt
Organism: Macroventuria anomochaeta
Lineage: Eukaryota; Fungi; Ascomycota; Dothideomycetes; Pleosporales; Didymellaceae
Product: RBP11-like subunits of RNA polymerase
Exons: 3
Coding region: 147-539 (130 amino acids)
Biological process (GO): transcription by RNA polymerase II
Cellular component (GO): RNA polymerase II, core complex
Molecular function (GO): protein dimerization activity
Source: RefSeq, a predicted model, not a curated record
UUCAUUGUUGAGUAACCACCACUUUUGCCCACGUCGCGUCUCCGUUCUCGCCGUAUACACUUGAUUAUCACCUCUCUCGCCAAAGCGCGCCAGUUUCUAUGAACAGUUCUGGCUGUGAAGGAUAGAAAGCGCAAAGGACAUUGAAAAUGAACGCGCCAGACAGAUUCGAGCUCUUCUUGCUAGACGACGGUCAGCAAAAGGUUGAAUACAAGGAGGAAACCCGUGUGCCUAAUACUGCCAUAUUCACAUUCAACAAAGAAGACCAUACGCUCGGAAAUCUCCUCUCCCAGCGCCUCCUCAAGUACGAAUACAUCGUCUUCUCCGCAUACAAAGUACCGCAUCCGCUUUUCGCGACCUUCGAGCUCCGUGUUCAGACCGACGGCACAAUCACGCCCAAGGAGGCCAUCAUUCGAUGCUGCAAGGACAUUGUUCAGGAUCUGCAUGUUUUGAACAGUAGCUUCCAGACCGAAUGGCUUGGAAAGAAGAUCGUUAGCGAGGGCGAGGCGGACAGGAUUGCGCGUGAGCGUGACGCGUUCUAAGUUGCUGCUGCAAUAUCAUACGAGAGAAGAGAAAAGAGAGCAUGCAUACUAUGGCGUUUGGGAAGCAAUUGGUAUGUUGCUAAAAGACUGGCGUUGUGAUUGGGUACGAUCAGGAUUUGUCCGAAGUGCUUGCUGUACCACAAGUCUGAUUUUGAACAUCAGAGGCAUUAGAUACCUCCAGUAUGCGCGUAAAUCACGCUCAGCAUCGAACAAGAA